AUGUUCAAGAGCCGAGUCAACAUGGGAAGUAUGUUGAAAACUCUAGCAAUUUUCCUAUCCUUGUCAACUCUUGUCUAUACUCCGGUAUCUUCCACAUCAGUGGAUGAGCUUGUUAGGAUAAAACUAAAAAAAGUGAAAUUUAGUGAAACCAAUUCAGACGUCACUUUAAAAGCAUCUGUUAGGAAGUACACAAAGAGUUUAAAUAACCUUGGUGAUUCCACGAAAUCUGAUAUCAUAGCACUAAACAACUAUAUGAAUGCUCAAUACUUUGGUGAGAUCGGCAUUGGCACCCCACCUCAAAAAUUUAAUGUGAUCUUCGAUACUGCUAGUGCUAACUUGUGGGUACCUUCGUCAGAAUGCUUAUUUUCGGCAUCUUGCUCUAGUCACAGGAAAUACGAGUCAAGUAAAUCAAGCACUUACAAAGCAAAUGGUUAG
Messenger RNA from Lactuca saligna, 435 nucleotides. The record is from the annotation of a GenBank genome assembly. Lineage: Eukaryota; Viridiplantae; Streptophyta; Magnoliopsida; Asterales; Asteraceae.